AUGAUGGACUCUCUGCGAGUAAGCGGGAGCAGUGAUUCGAGAAAAGGAAGAACCGCAUGAAGGGACAACCGGUACACAGCGGUGGACAACGACGAGCUUGCGGCAAUUCGAAUCACGAAGAGUCAGAGAGACCUAUGUUUCAAUGGGUUAACAUCAAAGAAGACUUAGAAUUAUCUUACUAGAGUGCUGUAGAGGAAUCAAUGUGAUGGAGGUGAAGCCGAUACCAAAGCCGCGGUCGGCAGUCGCGACCGAGAGCAAACCAAUACCGGCGCCCCGAAGACUCCUGCCGACAACCAGCUUACCGUCGACUCAUUCCAGCAGCCCGACUAGCGAAUCUAGUCAGUCUGAGAAGAGCGAUGACCUAAAGUCGGUCGGUAGUACCAACGAGAAUACUCGCAACAACCAUGAGUUCUUUCGCAGCCUCAGCACAAGUUCGCGCCAAUUAAAGGAUGAGAUCUCGGAAAAGAUGACGGUGAAGGGACGGGCCGUUAUCUCCAGCACGCGGAACGCCAGCAUUCGGCUGGAGAAGUCGGUGAAGAGUCUGCUGACUCGGCGGCUGUCGUCCUUGAACCAAGAUGACGUAGUCGUUCAGGGCGGCGUCCAGAAGAAGAAAGAUCCAGCUGAGGAGGACAGAUGCGUAUCAAUGCCGGCUGACAACAUUUUCAGCAGCAUCUCGUUUUACAGUCCUCUGAGCGGCAAUCUGAGAAGUGUAAAGAACGAGGAGGAUCUAUCCGCCGGUGGCAGGCACAGCCCGCCGCCUCCAGUUUAUCCGCCACCCCCGCUUCCGGACGAAUCUAUCUAUGACGAGUUGCAAUCCGUCACGUCGGGAAGCAGCAGUCGAUACGACACACUCAGUUCUACGGUGUCCGACAAGAUCGAGCGAGAUUUCCCCGACUUCAGCGUCCUUAGCUUAACGCGGAAUCAGGCUAGUGAUUCUGACCAAAGUUUAAAUUUGUCCGACGUCAAUGUAAAUCUAUCGCACGACAAAAUUUCCGCGAAAAGGCUGUCGCGAUCAGACUCUUGGACCUUUUACGACGCCACACCAGGCACGAAAGCCGAGAGUGUCGACGAAGUGGACAGGAUAUCCAGUUUAGAGGAAAGCUUGGAGAAGUCCUUCGAGAGGAAAAUCUCACCAACAGAUCGAACUUCUUGCGCGUCCUUCGAGAGUCAAGCUUCCAUUCAAAAUUCUCUCUACGAGAAUCUAUCGCCGCCGAAAGUCGAGUGCCGACAACAACCCUCGGAUACCAGGGUGCAGAACAGCAAGUCUGUACUCUACGAGUUUGAUCCGUUUGCGAGGACGUCCGAGAACGAGAACGUCUACAGUAAUUACGAGAAUAAUGAUUUGAUGCUGCUGGAAGCUUUGUUGGCUACCAACGAUUCACCUAAUAGUGCCGACAGCACCGUGGAAUUUCGCGAGAGUGCCGAGGGGCACGAGGAGGACGAGGACUUGACGCAUCCUGGCAUCAAUUUGACACCUCCGGAACCACCCAAGAGAUUUGAUUCCCUUCCGAAGAAUGAAUAUGACAUAGCAGAAGGUGUAGAACAGCCCGACAAAGUCGAAGCCUCGAGUAAAAAUCCGCCUCUCUUGCCAAAGUUGGCGCAUUUGGUGACCAAAAAGCAGCCUGCUGUUCCUCCCAGGAAGCCUUCCACGAAGGCUCCUGCACUUCCUCAACCAAAUGCAAAUAUGACUGUGACAACGGCCACAUCGGCAUCUGCCAAUAAUGACGAGGAGAAUAUUACUAGUUCUUCAUCGGUGACGCCAAAGGUCACCGAGGACCAUCGUAAAGUAAGCGUGAUACAAAAAUUGAAGAAACUGCGACAGGAAUCCACAGUGCAAGCCAUCAAGCCAAAUGUGAUUAAUUUCGUUAAGAGUGGUAGUAAACUUUUAUCCAGGACUCGCGAGCAUAUCGGUGAGUCCGGCUUGAGGUCGCUACGAAUGGAGAGGCCGAAGGUGAAUGCUCCGCAUAAUCCGGUCACACACAGAGGAAUAGUGUACAGGCCUGGAAUGGGUAUCGAGAGGGCCAAGGACCUCGUGCUGAGAGCAGCAGUGUUGCUCGAUCGGAAAUUAUCGUUCUACUCUGACAAGAGCAUGUCUACGCUGAAAGAGGUCGUGGAAUUAGAGACAGUAUACAGUAUUCAUCUACUUCAGGAUGUUAAGACCAUAGACGGUGAAACGGUGCAUUGCGUAGCGAUUAGUGGUGCUGGCAGACCAAGCGUGCACGUUUUCUACGCGAAAGGUGUCGCCGAGAGACGAAUCUGGGCUCAGAGAAUCCUCGAGGCGAGUACGCCGAUUUUUCCCACGAAGUACACUGCCGAAUUCACCAGAGCAGGUUGGGCUUAUUUAAAGGAAGGUAUAACAGGUACAUGGUUUCCGGCUUGGCUUCUCUUGCAACAAAGAACAUUGAUUUACACAAAAUCCUUGGAAUCUGCAAUUGCGGUGAACUUUGAACAAGUAGAUUUGAGGAAGGCACGCUGCAUCGUGUUGCGAGAUCAAGAAGGGCCAAUUGCCGGAUGCGGGACUGUUCCAGUAGUAGUUGUGGAUGCCGGGGGUAGCGGUGCCCUGCACAUCGCCACGUCGGGAACCCACGAGGCUACCGCCUGGCGACACGCGCUUUAUCAAGCGGCUACGAACUGCGGCCCUGCUCUAGAUCAACAACAGAUUACGCAGGACAAUGUGCCCGUCAUUUUGGACAAAUGUGUCAACUUCAUCUACGCUCAUGGCAUGAUGACGGAAGGUAUUUAUCGUCGUAGCGGAUCGAGCAGUGCCGUAGUAAAGCUAUUAGAGGCUUUCAGACGAGACGCAUGGGCCACACAAAUAACGCGAAAUGUGUACACGGAGCACGACGUCGCCACGGUUCUUAGAAGAUUUCUUCGAGAUUUACCAGAUCCGUUGUUCCCUCCUACUAUACAUGACCGUCUUUGUCUCGCUUCAGAAUCAAUCAGUGAGGAAAAUAGAGUGGCGACUUAUCGGAAAUUAUUAUCCACCCUAAAUCCGGUAACGUCGGCGACGCUUCGCCGAAUCCUGGCACAUCUUCACGGUCUCAGUCAGCAGAGCGCUAGGAAUUUAAUGACUGUCGAAAAUCUUUCGGCGGUCUGGGGUCCGACCCUGAUGCAUGCCGGUGAGAACAGCGCCGAGGAAUGGAAUCGGGCGGAGACCAAGGUUGUCGGUGAUCUCAUCAAACUGUAUCCGAAACUUUACCAAUUGUCGCCGGCCGACCUAGCGAAAGAAGCGAAGAUGCUGGAGAUUCUGGAAAAGCAUCACGUGUCCAACAACGGUCUGCGAGGCGCGCCCUCGGGAGAUCUCAAGAUCUGGAUAUACAUCAUCUCGCCAAAUGGAGAGUGUGUGAACGUCACUAUCGGGCCUCAAAAGACUGCGUUCGACGUGUGCCGAGAACUCGCUGAGAAAACUAACUUACCACCUCACGAGCUGUGUUUAGAAGAAUAUACUCUGUCCGGCGCGCUGGAGCGACCGUUGCAUCACAGCGAACGUGUCCUGGAAACAGUAGCGAGAUGGGGAUACUGGGACUCGGAUGAUAGGAAGGAUAAUGCCCUCAUCCUCAGGAAAGAUCGCUUGUACAAGGACAUCGUGCCUCUGGUAAAGCCGCCUAUGACGAUCUCAGGCGAGCUUAAAUUUGCGGACACUAAGGCAAGAAACCUGAAGAAUUACCUCUUCGAGUUCAGUCAGGCAAAGCUCUGUUGUUACAAAGACAAGGUGUGCUCCGUGAAACUUCACGAGUGGAAGAUCGAAGAUAUCAUUUGGUACUUGGGACACGAACCUAAACGCAAUCCACAAAUGGGUUGGUCUAUUACUUUUAUCACAAAGAAUAAGAAACCAACAAGGUGUAAGGACAGCCCAUAUUUUGGAAAUAUUUUGGCAGGCACGUCCAAAGAUGAGCAGUAUAGAUGGUUAGCGGCUAUGCUCUUCGGGGAGUAUCAAUUAAAUCUCCGAGCUUCUGCAGUGAAUCUUAUGGAUCCAUGACCAAUUCAAGUCGAUUAAAUUAUAAGCCACUCAGUGCCUCCAAAGUGAUCAAUAAGUGAUACUUUUUUUCUAUAAACCCUUUUACAGACUCUGAACAAAUAUAAAUACGUGUAUAGUGUCAAUUAAAAGAACUGAUUAGCUUAAUAUUUUAUAGUUUUUUAAAACAUAGUAUCCUAAAAGUUGAUCUCGUUUAAUAAAAAACAAACGUUUAGUAAAUUGACUUAUUCUAUUACAAAUUGAUUAGCAUGGCCAAUAGAAACGUCAUCGUAGCUACGAAUCAAUGAUGCUGUGAGUUGAUCAUUAUAUUAGAUAGUAGAAAUUAAUUGUGACAAAUUAUGGAAUAACAUGCAUUUAUGGUAAAAUAAAAUUAACAAGAUAAAACGGA
Molecule: messenger RNA, 4364 nt
Organism: Monomorium pharaonis (pharaoh ant)
Lineage: Eukaryota; Metazoa; Arthropoda; Insecta; Hymenoptera; Formicidae
Gene: RhoGAP15B
Exons: 13
Coding region: 206-3979 (1257 amino acids)
Biological process (GO): positive regulation of GTPase activity; signal transduction
Molecular function (GO): GTPase activator activity; phosphatidylinositol-3,4,5-trisphosphate binding
Source: RefSeq, a predicted model, not a curated record